Molecule: messenger RNA, 1164 nt
Organism: Penaeus vannamei (Pacific white shrimp)
Lineage: Eukaryota; Metazoa; Arthropoda; Malacostraca; Decapoda; Penaeidae
Source: RefSeq, a predicted model, not a curated record
AUGCUGAUUCGCAACAAGUUUCACGCGGAAAUCCUAAAGCCUCCGAAGCAGGACGUCAGCAGACCGAAGCAGGACGUCAGCAGACCGAAGCAGGACGUCAGCAGACCGAAGCAGGACGUCAGCAGACCGAAGCAGGACGUCAGCAGACCCGAAGCAGGACGUCAGCAGACCGAGCAGGACGUCAGCAGACCGAAGCAGGACGUCAGCAGACCGAAGCAGGACGUCAGCAGACCGAAGCAGGACGAGCAGAAAGCAGGACGUCAGCAGACCGAAGCAGGACGUCAGCAGACCGAAGCAGGACGUCAGCAGACCGAAGCAGGACGUCAGCAGACCGAAGCAGGACGUCAGCAGACCGAAGCAACGUCAGCAGGACGUCGAAGCAGGACGUCAGCAGACGAAGCAGGAAGCAGGACAGUCAGCAGAGAGCAGAAGAUCGAAGCAGGACGUCGAAGCAGACCGAAGCAGGACGUCAGCCCGAAGCAGGACGACGAGCAGGACGUCAGGAAAGCAGGACGUCAGCAACCGAAGCAGACGUCAGCAGACCGAAGCAGGACGUCAGCACGACCGAAGCAGGACGUCAGCGAAGCAGGACGUCAGCAGACCGAAGCAGGAGUCAGCAGACCGAAGCAGGACGUCAGCAGACGUCGAAGCAGACCGAAGCAGGACGUCAGCAGACCGAAGCAGGACGUCAGCAGACCGAAGCAGGACGUCAGCAGACCGAAGCAGGACGAGCAGCAGGACGUCAGUCAGCACCGAAGCAGGACGUCAGCAGACCGAAGCAGACGUCAGCGAAGCAGAGCAGAUCGAAGCAGACCGAAGCAGGAUCCAGAUUACGUCAGCAGACGAAGCAGGAAGCACGAGACCGAAGCAGGACGUCAGCAGAUCGAAGCAGGACGUCAGCAGAUCGAAGCAGGACGUCAGCAGACCGAAGCAGGACGUCAGCAGACCGAAGCAGGACGUCAGCAGAUCGAAGCAGGAAGCGAAGCAGACGUCAGCAGACCGAAGCAGGACGUCAGCAGACGAAGCAGGACGUCAGCAGAUCCGAAGCAGGACGUCACAGAUGUCAGCCGAACCAGUAGAACCCAACAGCUGAUGACUUGCAAGGCGAACCCACUGAAUUGCAAAUAUAUUGAAGAACACAAGAGAAUUAUCUUUAUAUGUUAA